Neurospora hispaniola is the source of this 4692-nucleotide messenger RNA. Its product is annotated as putative PENTAFUNCTIONAL AROM polypeptide. NCBI's taxonomy places the organism in Eukaryota, Fungi, Ascomycota, Sordariomycetes, Sordariales, Sordariaceae. Bases 1 to 4692 code for a protein of 1563 amino acids. The transcript is spliced from 2 exons. Gene Ontology annotation, biological process: aromatic amino acid biosynthetic process; chorismate biosynthetic process. The record is from RefSeq and is a predicted model, not a curated record. Gene Ontology annotation, cellular component: cytoplasm. Gene Ontology annotation, molecular function: 3-dehydroquinate synthase activity; shikimate 3-dehydrogenase (NADP+) activity; 3-phosphoshikimate 1-carboxyvinyltransferase activity.
AUGGCUGAGACCAUCUCUAAUCCUACCCGGAUCAACAUCCUGGGCAAGGACAACAUCAUCAUUGACCAUGGCAUCUGGCUGAACUUCGUCGCCCAGGACCUCCUCCAGAACAUCAAGUCCUCCACCUACAUCCUCAUCACCGACACGAACCUCUACAAGACCUACGUGCCCCCUUUCCAGUCCGUUUUCGAGAAGGCUGCUCCCCAAGAUGUCCGCCUUCUUACCUAUGCCAUCCCUCCCGGCGAGUACUCCAAGGGCCGUGACACCAAGGCCGAGAUCGAGGACUGGAUGCUCUCGCACCAAUGCACUCGCGACACCGUCAUCAUUGCCCUCGGUGGCGGCGUCAUUGGCGACAUGAUCGGCUACGUCGCCGCUACCUUUAUGCGCGGCGUCCGCUUCGUCCAGUGCCCGACCACCCUCCUCGCCAUGGUCGACUCCUCCAUCGGCGGCAAGACUGCCAUUGACGUGCCCAUGGGCAAGAACCUGAUCGGCGCCUUCUGGCAGCCCGAGCGCAUCUACAUCGACCUUACCUUCCUCAACACACUGCCCGUGCGCGAGUUCAUCAACGGCAUGGCCGAGGUCAUCAAGACCGCCGCCAUUUGGGACGAGACCGAGUUUACCGCCCUCGAAGAGAACGCAAAGGCCAUCCUCGAGGCCGUCCGCUCCAAGAACAAGUCGGCCGACCGUCUGGCCCCCAUCCGCGACAUCCUCAAGCGCAUCGUUCUCGGUUCGGCCCGCGUCAAGGCCGAGGUUGUCUCAUCGGACGAGAGAGAAGGCGGACUCCGUAACUUGCUCAACUUUGGACACUCUAUUGGUCAUGCUUAUGAGGCGAUCCUGACUCCUCAGGUCCUCCACGGCGAAGCGGUUGCCAUUGGCAUGGUCAAGGAAGCUGAGCUUGCCCGCUUCCUCGGCGUCCUCCGCCCCAGCGCCGUUGCUCGCCUGUCCAAGUGCAUUGCCAGCUACGACCUGCCUACCUCUCUGCAGGACAAGCGCAUCGUCAAGCUUACCGCCGGAAAGGAGUGCCCGGUUGAUGUGCUUCUCCAGAAGAUGGCCGUUGACAAGAAGAACGAGGGCCGCAAGAAGAAGAUUGUCCUACUUUCCGCCAUUGGAAAGACCUAUGAGCCCAAGGCCAGCGUCGUCGAGGACCGCGCCAUUCGCAUUGUUCUCUCGCCUUGCAUCAGGGUCUUCGCUGGUGUACCCAAGGAUCUCAACGUCAGCGUCACCCCCCCUGGAUCCAAGAGUAUCUCCAACCGUGCCCUUAUUCUGGCUGCUCUUGGUGAGGGUACCACCCGCAUUCAUAACUUGCUCCAUUCCGACGACACCCAGGUCAUGCUCAACGCCGUCGCGCAGCUCCAGGGUGCCUCCUUUUCUUGGGAAGAGGGCGAUGUGCUCGUCGUCAAGGGCAACGGUGGCAAGUUGCAGGCUACCUCGACCCCUCUGUAUCUGGGCAAUGCGGGAACCGCUUCUCGGUUCUUGACCUCCGUGGCGGCUCUUUGCAACCCUUCCGAUGUCAACUCCACUGUCUUGACUGGCAAUGCCCGCAUGAAGCAGAGACCCAUCGGUGCUCUCGUAGACGCCCUGCGUGCCAACGGCGUCGGUGUCAAGUACCUUGAGAAGGAACACAGUUUGCCCGUGCAAGUUGAUGCUGCUGGUGGCCUUGCCGGUGGUGUUAUGGAGCUUGCUGCCACCAUCUCGUCCCAAUACGUCUCCUCGCUCUUGAUGGCCGCCCCCUACGCCCGCGAGCCCGUCACCCUUCGCCUGGUUGGCGGUAAGCCCAUCUCUCAGCCCUACAUCGACAUGACCAUCGCUAUGAUGGCUUCGUUUGGUGUGCAAGUUCAGCGAUCUGCUGAGGAUCCCAACACCUACUAUAUCCCCCAGGGCACCUACAAGAACCCCGAGACCUAUGUCGUCGAGAGCGAUGCCAGCUCUGCUACCUACCCUCUCGCCAUUGCCGCCAUCACUGGCACUACCUGCACCGUCCCCAACAUUGGCUCCAAGUCGCUCCAGGGUGAUGCUCGCUUCGCCAUUGAGGUUCUCCGUCCCAUGGGCUGCACCGUCGAGCAGACUGACGUCUCUACCACCGUUACUGGCCCUCCAAUUGGCACUCUCAAGGCCAUCCCGCACGUUGAUAUGGAGCCCAUGACUGAUGCUUUCCUCACUGCGUCCGUGCUCGCCGCUGUUGCCUCUGGCACCACUCAGAUUACUGGCAUUGCCAACCAGAGAGUCAAGGAGUGCAACCGCAUCUUGGCGAUGAAGGACCAGCUUGCCAAGUUCGGCGUGCACUGCAAUGAGCUCGAGGACGGUAUCGAAGUGAUUGGCAUCCCUUACACUGAGCUGAAGAACCCAACGGAGGGCAUCUACUGCUACGACGAUCACCGUGUGGCCAUGAGCUUCAGUGUCCUCUCCACCAUCUCGCCCCACCCGGUACUUAUCCUUGAGCGUGAGUGUACUGGCAAGACAUGGCCUGGAUGGUGGGAUACCAUGUCCAACUACUUCAAGGUCCAUCUCGAAGGCGAGGAGGAGCCACACAGCAGCCACGUAUCCCACGAGAAGCCUCGGAAGGGUAACCCCAAGUCUAUCUUCAUCAUCGGUAUGCGUGGCGCUGGCAAGUCCACCGCUGGCAAGUGGAUGUCCGAGGUUCUCAACCGACCUCUCAUCGAUCUCGAUCAUGAGCUCGAGAGGAGAGAGGGCCAAACGAUUCCCGAGAUCAUUCGCAGCGAGCGGGGCUGGGAAGGCUUCAGAAAGGCUGAGCUCGAACUCCUUGAGGAUGUGAUCAAGAACAACCCUACCGGACACAUCUUCUCCUGCGGUGGCGGUAUUGUGGAGACAGAGGCUGCCCGAAAGAUGUUGCUUUCCUACAGCCAAAAUGGUGGUAUCGUCCUUCUAGUCCAUCGUGAUACCGACCAAGUUGUCGAGUACCUCAUGAGGGACAAGUCCCGCCCCGCCUACUCCGAGAACAUCCGGGAGGUCUACUAUCGUCGCAAGCCCUUCUUUGAGGAGUGCAGCAACUUCCGCUACUACAGCCCUCAUCCUGAUGGGUCAAAGGCCCUUACCGAACCACCCUUCGACUUCAGCCAGUUCCUCUCCGUCAUCUGUGGGCACAGCAACCACCUCGAGGAAGUGAAGAAGAAGCCUCAUUCUUUCUUCGUCUCCCUCACAGUCCCCAACGUAUCUAAGGCAUUGGACAUCAUCCCUAAGGUGGUUGUGGGCUCCGAUGCCGUAGAGCUGCGUGUAGACUUGCUGGAGGAUUACGAUCCGGAAUUUGUGGCCAAGCAGGUUGCGCUUCUUCGGUCGGCCGCGAGGAUUCCUAUCGUCUACACUGUCCGCACUGUCAGCCAAGGCGGCAAGUUCCCCGACGACGAUUAUGAGUUGGCCCUCAAACUUUACCGCACCGGUCUGCAGGCUGGUGUGGAAUAUCUCGAUCUGGAGAUGACCAUGCCAGACGAGGUCAUUGAAGCUGUGACGAAUGCAAAGGGUUAUACCCAUAUCAUUGCCUCUCACCAUGACCCCAAGGCAACACUCUCCUGGAAGAACGGCGGUUGGGUCCAGUACUACAACAAGGCCCUGCAACAUGGUGAUGUUGUCAAGCUCGUUGGUGUCGCCCGCGAACUUGCUGACAACUUUGCCCUAGCACGUUUCAAGGCCAGCCUCGCUGCUGCUCAUGACAAGCCUCUCAUUGCCUUGAACAUGGGUGCAGCUGGCAAGCUGAGCCGCGUACUCAAUGGCUUCCUGACUCCAGUUUCCCACCCAGCCCUGCCGUCCAAGGCUGCUCCAGGUCAGCUCUCGGCGGCUGAGAUCCGUCAGGCGCUGGCUCUUAUCGGCGAGCUCGAGCCUCGGUCUUUCCACCUUUUCGGAAACCCCAUCUCGGCUUCGCGGUCACCCGCCCUUCACAAUGCUCUCUUCCGCGACAACGGCCUGCCUCAUCAGUAUUCCCUCUUCGAGACUGAUAACGCUGCUGACGUCAAAGACCUGAUCCAUGCUCCUGGGUUUGGUGGAGCGUCGGUAACCAUCCCUCUCAAGCUCGACAUCAUGCCUUUGCUGGAUGAGGUGUCUGAUGCUGCCAAGGUCAUUGGCGCGGUCAAUACCAUCAUUCCUGUUCGCAACGGCGACAAGGUGACCCUUCGCGGUGACAACACUGACUGGAUGGGCAUGGUGUAUGCGCUGCGCAACGCCGGCGUCGUCAAGUGCUCCAAGGAGUCUCCGACCGCCGGUAUGGUUGUCGGAGCUGGCGGAACCACCCGAGCUGCUGUCCACGCUUUGCAUGACCUUGGCUUUGCCCCAAUCUACGUCGUUGCUAGAAACGCCGACCGCGUCAAGGCUCUUGCGGAGUCAUUCCCUGCCGAGUACGACAUCCGCUCGUUGAGCACGCCGGAAGAGGUCGCGGCCGAGUCCACUGCCCAGCCUUCGGUUGUGAUCAGCACCAUUCCCGCCGACAAGCCCAUUGACCAGAGCAUGCGUGAGGUCAUUGUUGCUUCUCUUCGUCACCCGUCGGUCGCGGAUGGAAAGCAUGUCCUGCUGGAGAUGGCCUACACCCCGCGCCACACCCCCCUCAUGCAGCUGGCGGAGGAUGCGCACUGGCAAACGAUUCCCGGACUUGAAGUUCUCGCCGCUCAGGGCUGGUAUCAGUUCCAACUCUGGACCGGAAUCACCCCGAUCUACACCGAUGCGCAGGCGGCUGUCAUGGGUAACUAG